This is a messenger RNA of Candidula unifasciata, 2154 nucleotides long. Lineage: Eukaryota; Metazoa; Mollusca; Gastropoda; Stylommatophora; Geomitridae. The record is from the annotation of a GenBank genome assembly.
GUUCGGCAUCAUCGAACAGGUGGCAGUCUCCAAUGCCUCAGAUAAUGCAACCAUCAGCAAGGAUCUCAAGGAGCUUGUUAGAACCGAUGCCCGAAUCAUUUUGUUAUAUUGUAUGGAAGGAGAUACGCUAAACAUCCUACAGGUAGCAAAGAAGCUGAACCUGAUGACGAAUGAGUACCUGUGGUUCCUGACGUUUGAAGCCAUCAACAAGAACAGGCAGCUCAACGCUAACAACUUACCCCUGGGGAUGCUAGGAAUCUACUACGAAUAUCGUGAGGAUGAAAUGGAAGAAGCCAUCAAAACUGCAGUAGCAGUGUGGUUCCGUGGACUUCAUCAGUCUGUAAUGGCAUCAGCACCCCCAGGUGGUUUGCCUACUGGCCUUCCUUGGUCGUUGCCGAAUUUUAACUGCCAGUCAAGACACAUCAUGCGAAACGUCAGCUUUGAUAAUGUGGCAUUCAAUGAACUGGGACAACUGAAGUUCAAGGACAUCACUAUUGUCAACGUGCAGCCUCCAAUGGUCGGGGAGGAAGAUCAGAAAUGGAGGCAGGUUGGUAAGUUUACAACAGAUGGUAUUCAAAUGAGACACAUCACUUGGCCAGGUGAAACAAUUCAUCCGCCAUUGGGGAGACCGAGACGUCACGUUCUGCGAAUUGUGACAAGGGAAGAGCUGCCAUUUGUGGAAUACAGGGAAGCCAGCCAGAACGGAACCUGCGGCCAUUUUUCUUACAUCUGUCAGGUUUUUGAAAGGGAUGAGAACAAAAUGAGAAUCUCCAACGUGACAGUAAAGAGAUGUUGUACAGGCCUCAGCAUUGAUUUCCUUCACAGACUGUCCCAGACUCUGAACUUUGACUUUGUCCUGUAUGAAGUGGAAGACUACCAGUGGGGUACCAAAUUUCCAGACGGGACCUGGGACGGAAUUGUCGGAGACCUGAGGUCAGGAAAGGCGGACAUGGCUGUAGCCUCUAUGACAAUAGAUGAAGACAGAAGAAUCACCUUCAUGGUUGCCAUCCGAGAUGGGGCCAUCUCUACAACAGCAUUCUUAGUUUAUAAAUGUAUAUUAUUUCCAGAACCUUACGACUAUCCUGCCUGGUGCAUCAUACUUGUCUGCAGUGUUCACAUCACUGGAGCCUCUAUUUUUUUCUUCGAGUGGUUCAGCCCUAAUGGCCUCGACCAUGGACGUAGACUGUCUUCCACAUACAAAUUUUCCUUAUUCCGUACUUUCUGGCUGAUGUGGGCCAUGCUGUUUGGUGCUGCAUUCGUGACCAAUAUUUGGGCCUUGUUUGCGCUGGUGUUCACUGCAUCCUACACAGCCAAUCUGGCAGCUUUCAUGAUCACCAAAGAGGAGUACCAUGACUUAACCGGCAUGCAUGACAGGAAGCUGCAGUAUCCGAUGUCAAUGUCACCCCCUUUUCGUUUUGGGACGAUGCCAAAUGGAACCACAGAGAACAAUAUCAAGAAAAACAACCUCCAUAUGUAUGAGUACAUGAAGAGGUACUCACAGCGGUCUGUGGAGCAAGCGAUGGAAGCACUGCUCAAACAAAAGCUGGAUGCCUUUAUCUACGACGCCAGUGUGCUGGAGUACCAGGAGGGUAAAGAUCGUGACUGUAAGCUGAUCACAGUCGGCAACUGGUACGCCACGACAGGCUAUGGUGUGGGAUUUCCUUUUGGGAGUCCGUGGCUCGAGAGAGUUAACAAUGUUAUCUUAAACCUUCAGAGCGAGGGUGAAAUGGAGAGGCUCAAAGAAUUCUGGCUAGCAGGAGCGUGUCACACCAAAAGAAAAAAGAACACCAACAACAGAGGUAUAGGACAUGGAGUGUCCAGUUCAACUCUAGGAAUUCUGAACUUCACCUCUGCUUUCAUCUUCUUAGCAGCGGGGACCUGCCUGGCCAUCCUAACAUUUGUACUGGAGUACAUGUAUUUUUGGUUUGGUCGGAAACGGCUGAGUUCCUGGGACAAGAGGGGAUGUUGUGCGCUGAUUAGCUUGAGUAUGGGAAUGUCGCUCAGCUUUCAAGAAUCAGUUCACGAGGCCUGGGACGCACACCGUAAAUCCAAGCAGAAGUGUACCAGUGCUACAUGCGAGAGCAAACUGAGCAAGGUCAACCGUGAUCUCAGGCUUGCUAGAAUUGAGAUUUAUAGGUUGCAGUCAGAGUUGGC